Megalobrama amblycephala (Wuchang bream) is the source of this 3067-nucleotide messenger RNA. It is a transcript of the gene aire, whose product is annotated as autoimmune regulator. Gene Ontology annotation, biological process: humoral immune response; regulation of transcription by RNA polymerase II. NCBI's taxonomy places the organism in Eukaryota, Metazoa, Chordata, Actinopteri, Cypriniformes, Xenocyprididae. Bases 1176 to 2639 code for a protein of 487 amino acids. The record is from RefSeq and is a predicted model, not a curated record. Gene Ontology annotation, cellular component: nucleus; cytoplasm. Gene Ontology annotation, molecular function: DNA-binding transcription factor activity, RNA polymerase II-specific; translation regulator activity; DNA binding. The transcript has 13 exons.
AUUCACCCACCUCACUGCAAAUUUAAGACUAAUUAUAUUUUCUAGGAGUCAUUGAAAGCUGAAAGCAAUUAUAACUUGGAGCAUAAGACGUUAUUAAUAAUUCCCACACAACAUUUCAAAUGCUGCAUUAAUGGCUAAUCCACAUCUAGUACAUUUAUUGAGAUGCACAGAGACUGGGAUUCCCCGUGGCAUGGAAACUAUAGUCCUCAGGAGAGACAGGUGACUAAAAGUAGACUGCUCACAUGAUCGAGAAAUCGUUUCUUGCCCAACUGUGGACUUUCCAAGCCAUACCACACAAAUGAGCAUAAAUGCGAACAAAUGAGGGGCAGGUAUUUUUAUCCAACCUACAAGGUGCAAGUUAGUGUUUUAACUGUAAAUAGAAGUUCAAUGUCACCACUUAUCACAGCAGGACUAAAGGUCUUAUGAAUCGGUGGCCCCUAGAGGCCAAGAGCCAUUUAUCCACCACAAAUACGCCAUGUCAAUCACUGACAGCCAUCACACUAAAUAAAAGGAAACAAGCAAGGAGAUUACAGGUAUCGCUAGUCCUCAUCACCAGCAUCUGUUGUAAGUACUAUGUUCAUUUUUUGUGUGUGUUUAAUGUCAGGUAACAAAAAAUCAAUAUGUACCGUUAUCUCUAAAGGUUGCAUGAUUACUGAUAGUUUUUAUUAUUUAGGAUAGGGGUCUGUGACUCUCAGGGGUGGUUUGAUCUCUAUUUUUUGUGAAAAAUAAAAAGCUUACACCAAAAUAUUCAUUUUAAUCUAAAUAUUUCAAUGUUCUUGCCACAUUAAAAAUGUAUGGUAACACUUUAUUUUACAGUGUCCCUGUUACACAUCUUACAUGUAGUAAACAGUAAAUUAUGCAUAAUUACAAACAACUAAGCCUAAUUAUGCUGUAAGUACAUGUAGUUAUUUAAUAAUACUCAGUAUUUACAUGUAUAAUUACACUGUAACAAGGACAUUUUAAAAUUAAUUAUUGGUCAAAUUUAUGAUAUGCAACCUUCUCCAUCUCUUUAUCCAACAAGGGGUCCUUCCUGAUUUGUUUAAAAACUAUUCAUGUACACGAUCUAUAAUAUCUAAAGAAAUAUAUAGUGCUCUCUGAAUAUCAGGGCCAGAAGAAGUUCAGUGUGAGUUUAGUUGUGAUCUAUACUACAGGACUCCAGUACUCCUUGUAGAAGCAUGUCUAGGGUGGAAGGUUAUGGAGAGACCGACCUGCGCUCACAGCUACGAGCCUGUAGGACUGAGAUCGCCAUGGCAAUCCAUGAUCCAUUCCCACUGCUGUAUGGGCUGGCGGAUCACGACAUCAUCUCUGAAGAGAUUCUGAGGGAGACUUUAGAGCGAAAGAAAAAGGAUGGGAUCCACAAAGCUGUCUACUCACUGCUCACUUUGCUACUGGACCAAGAUGCUACUGUCAUCCAGGCCUUCUGGAGCAAUCUCUGUAAAGAGUACAAUAAGGAGUGUUACCCAAAACUGGAAACCCUGUUUAUGAACCUCCCUAAAGGGUUAAAGCAGGUGGCCAGACACGCUGGGAACCCCAGGCUUGAGCUGCAGAUCCGCAGCCAUUCAGGAAGAAAGAGAGGGGUGGCUGAAAAACACCUGACUCACCGGUCCCAUCACCACUCCAAGAAAGCCAUAACAUCAGGAAGCAAAGGCAAGCCGAUGAGGAAGACAGAUGGAGCAGCACUUUCUCAGGUCUCAGUGGGAAACGGAGUCCAGGCUGUAUCUACCUCAGUCCAGAGGGCCGUGGCUGUGUCUGCCAGUGAGCAUCCUACUGGCUGCGGGACACUGGAGGGGAUUCUGAUCCAGCAGGUCAUUGAGUCAGGAGGUGCCAAAAAAUGCAUCAAGGUAGGAGGAGAAUUCUACUCUUCUGGCAAACUGGAUGAGACAGCUGGAGCGCAAAAGGCACAGACUGCACAAAACUAUAGUCACCAGCAGGGAGAGCCAAGCACCAGAGCCAUGGAUGUAGAGCAUAAUGAUGAUGAGUGUGCAGUGUGUAAAGAUGGUGGAGAGCUCAUCUGCUGUGAUGGGUGUCCUCGCGCCUUCCACCUCACCUGCCUGGUCCCGCCCCUCACCUCCAUACCCAGUGGUACAUGGCGCUGUCAGCUAUGCCAAAACAACAGAGCGAAAGACAGGACAUACACCCCCUUGCAGCCCACAGUUCAUCCUCCAGUGACCGAGGCAAGCUCCAGCUCUGCUGUGGACUUCUCCUUCUUCUCCUCUCUGUCCUCCACCUCACUCUCCACAGUCACAGGAGGCAAAAGUGCUCCACCAAUGGGCCUCCAGUCUUCUGAUGGUCAAAUGGUUGGGAUCAGGAUGGCUUGUGGAAUUUGCCAUCUCAUCCAGGGAGAGCUGAUCACCUGCCCUCAGUGCCUGCAGAGUUAUCAUGCUCUCUGCAACUUCUCAAAUGGAAAGACAAGAUGUAGGAAUUGCUCCAGGUCUUGGGGCCCUGAAAGCGAAACAUCAUCCAGGAGUCUUCAGGUGAGUCAACACAUGAGUGACCAGGGCUUAACGCCAUCAGAGCAGCUGUUCAACAGAGAUGAAAUGGACUCUAUAAUGGGAGAGAGCCCUAUAGAUGGGAUCCUGCAGUGGGCUUUCCACAACAUUUCACGUCCUCUUUCUGAGUCUCAAGGCUAUUUCCAGUGAUUCACUGAGUCAGAUUCAUCUCUGCUGUGCCCAAAUCUCACUAUCAGCUUCCUCUUCAGUGUUAGAUGGACUGACAUGAAGAAUAGAACACACAGUUUUGAUAAUGUGAAGAAAAUCAAUGUAUUUUCUUAUCCUUUUUUUUUUUUCUCAGGAUAUUAUUUUUUUAGGUCUAGAUCACAAAUGCUCAUUGCUACUACAGGGUGUCUGCCAAUUAUUAUUUUAUGUCAAAUUAAUUUUGGUGAAAAAACAAACAAAAAAACCCAAUAUAAAAUACAUUGAAUUAACUUCAACCAAAGCUAAAAUUAAGAAGAUAGUGUUUAAAGGUGCCGUAGAACGUCUUUUUAAAAGAUGUAAUAUAAGUCUAAGGUGUCCCCUGAAUGUGUCUGUGAAGUUUCAGCUCAAAAUACCCCAUAGAUUUUUUUUUUAUU